This is a messenger RNA of Cuscuta epithymum, 2052 nucleotides long. Lineage: Eukaryota; Viridiplantae; Streptophyta; Magnoliopsida; Solanales; Convolvulaceae. The record is from the annotation of a GenBank genome assembly.
AGUUUUGUAUGCUGUUUCUCAUCGGAUCCCAUGGUCCAUUAUUGUGCCAAAUCUUCGAAAGGAUACUCUCUCAUAUCUCUCUCCGACACCCUGAUCCAAUCUAGUUGUUUUCCGUUAGGGGGAGAAACCCUAAUUUCAUUUCUGUUAGAAGCUCCAGACGCUAUGAACCCUUGCGUUUUCGGCGUUCCAUAGCCGAAGUCCCAUCCUUGGUGCGGGUUAGAAUCAAACUCUCGAACUUGAUGAACAACAUCCUUAACCCUUGUUUGCAUCCAUUCAGUUUUCUUAUGUCCAAUUAUGGACUUUUGAAGUGUUGUAGUAUGUGGGAGCACGGAGUAGGGCUUGAACAGCAUAUUAAGAACAUUCAUCUGACGUAGGUUACACGUGAUGGGUGAUAAUGUUUUAGAUGAUAUGAUAAUGGACCUUGAUUUGAACCAAGAACCCUCAGACCCAGCGCCCCCUGAUUCAGGUCUGGGUUUCAGGUCUUUCUUGAGUGAUUUAGAGAGUGCCCAUAGUCGGAUCGAGGAGAGAAUCCGACAUCUUGAAGCUGUCACGGCUCGAGCUUGGGAACGCCAUAGGUGGCGCCUCACACAGAAUUUUCCAGAAACUGAUACUUUGGAUGGAGAAAAUGUCAUUGGUGUUGAGGCAAGUGAGGGUGUUGUGGUGGGUAUGAAUUCUGGUAGUGGGAGAGGCUGCAAGAGGGACAGCAGCCAUUUGGUGGCAAAAGCAUUGGCUUUGGAUUCUGAGGUGAAGAAGGGUGACAAGGAUGGUGGGACCUUUUUCGAUUGCAAUAUAUGCUUAAGCAUGGCACGGGAGCCUGUUUUGACCUGUUGCGGUCACUUGUACUGUUGGGCAUGCUUUUUCCAGUUGCCAUAUGUUGAUUCUAUGGUCAAGGAGUGUCCUGUUUGCAAUGGAGAGGUUGCAGAUGGUAAGGUCAUUCCUAUUUAUUGUAAUGGAAGCAGUAACUGUGGGAUGGAAAUGGAAGCUGGUACGAAAAUACCGCCAAGGCCAAAAGCACGUCGAGUUGAAAGUGUUAGGCAGCAGCAUCUGACCCGCGGUUUAUCUCAUAUUCCGGUGGCUGAAGCACUUAGGCGAAUCAGGGCUAGUAUUGGAAUUGGAAUGCCUGAGCACCCACACCCGCAUCCACAGCCGCAUCCACACCCGCACCCGUUCCCACACCCACACGCACCAGAGCCAAUUGGCAUUAAUGUGAAUGUGACUACAACUUCUCAGGAGUUUCAAACUGCAGGUGAAAGCCGUCAAGUGCGCUCCCAUGAGUUUUCAAGGGUUUUAUCGGAAAGUGCCGCUUCUCUGUCUUCAGAAUUAGAUAAUGCGCAGCGGAUAUUUGAGGACCUUGCUGCGUCCAUUUCUGACCGCUUGUUACAUAGGGACAGAGCUCAGGAUUCAUCAACUGCAGGUGAUCCAGCCAAUGACUCAUUUGGAAGAGAAAAUAGUGUUGCGCAAUUGGAGCAUCAGAUUUUGGAUGCGGAAACUGAGAUAAGUUCGCCUGCAUCUGUUCCUUCCACUUCUCAUGGAAAUGAAGACUCUGAUGCUUUUGUGCAACUGGGAACCCUGAUCCCCCCCACUACAAGUCUGUCCUUUCCUCGUUCUGCUUCAUCGUACAGGAGACGAUUUACCCCGUUGAGGUUUCCAGAUGAUGUUGCCCGUGAAACUAGGAGAAGAAGAUUUAACUAGUGACUUGGGACAACUAAGAAUGGAAUGACAUGCUGCUUUCCCUUGUUCUCGGCUAAGGUGUUGUGAGGUAUGAUUGGUUGGCUUCCUAACACCCGGUUGCCCCUAUCCUCGGUGUGGAUGCCUCCCGCUAGGCCUCCAGUCGAGGGUUGUUGAAGAGGUUGCCUGAGCUUUUGGGGCAUGUGUAUGAUUAAAUAUUUUGUAUAAUAAUUUAACUGGUCAUGCAGUUAUUAAGUAUCACUCUAUGCAGCCAAUUUGUGCAAUCAGAAACUAAUAAGGCUAUGUUUACUAAUGGUUACGCUACUAAAAAGUGAUUUGUUAAGAGAUUUUUGGAAAAUGAUUUAUAGUAAAAGUCGAAAGCUU